UGAUGGCACAGGAGCGGACAUUUUGACAGCCACUAUCCAAUUACAAGCUGAAUUGUUUACACUCGUGCCCGUUUUUUUCUCCGGCACGUAACUAUCCAACGUCUUGAUUAAAUCGUCAGACUCUUAGGUUCUCGGGUUUUAGAUGCCGUUCUGCGGAAUGACCACGUGUACCGUUGCGUUUUCAUAAAAAAAUAAUAAUACGUUUCCGUGCUGAGAAACGUUCAUGUUUUCUUAGUCAGAAUAUCAACGUGUAACACCAGCCCGUAUGAAACAGGCUUUUCAUCAUUUACGGCUGUUUAUCGAGUGUUUUUUCUCCACACGUUUAUCGUCUAGAUCAAACGGGAGUUAUUACACGCGUGCUUUCGGACCUGCGUUUGUAACGAAUCACCGAUCGAUCUGUUUUCGAACCUCUCACUUGCGGCUUCACGUGUUAAUCAGCAUGUAUAAAACAUCCGUCUGUUCACGUAGUACCGUGUCUUUAGGGUCGUAUCUGUACAUCUCUGUCCACGUCUUUCUAAUAUCCGGCACGCGCUCGGCGCUUUCAUGCCACGUCGUCCGUGCUGCAAUGCCGGCGUGUUACAACGCGGAGCAUCUCUGCCGUCAGUGGGGUUUUGCUUCCUGUUGCCAUGGCUACAGCAGUAUGCUCCGGAGUGGCCGUCGUUAGGUUCGUCUCGACAGGCAGAACCGAAGAUGCGUUUGUGUGUAGGUGUACGCUUUCUGAAUCUCAGUGUGAAGGAUGAAGCGGGCGUGGACAUCAGAUUGGAUUAGUGAUGUGUUGAGUUUUGUCUUUAGUGUAAAAAAAUAAAAAAGAGCAAUCUGAGACGUUGAAUGUACUACUAGAUUGUCAAGUAGCUGACAAGCUGAGGAUUUAAUGAGCUCGACUGUGUUUCUGUAGUAAUAUCUGUGAUGUCAUUUUAAUAAGAAAUCCAACGCAGAGGUAGUAUAGGCGAUGGUCCGACUCUAGACUCGAAGUCCCAGAAUGCACCGUGGCUGUGUGAAACAUACGAGUUACGGCAGAGGCUCGGCUGGUUAAGGGAAGACGAGCGAUGGCAGCACGAAUGGUGAAGCUACGGAAGCUGAUCUGUUUGAGCGGACUGCUAAAGGAUUAAAGUGCCGCUGCAGCAUCUCAGUGUUUAGCAGGGGGGGUCGAAUGAUACUGUAAUCAGAGCAGAUGAAUGUUGAUUGUGAAAUAUAUAUAGACACAUACACACAGAAUGAAUAACAAAAGGAAGGGUCUGCCACCGGGAUCAUCGCUUUUACUCAUUGUUAUGGCUUGGAAAAAAAAGAGGAAGGUUGUCACUGCAUGACUGAAUGGAAAGUUGAAAUGGCUAGUGCGCUGUCUAAUACACGCAGACGGGAAAAUACGGCUCAUGUUUUGGUCAGCAUUGUGCUUUUUCAGCUGCUGUCUCCAACGAAAAACAGAAAACCAAAAACAAAAAAAAACCACUGGAAUCAAGUUCUGACUGUGCUGUGGCCUGCCAUGUGGCACGGAGACGGACAACCUUUUUGCUUUCUCCGUCCUGUGUGUGUAGCUGUAGGCUCCGCCCACUACUUCCACCUUCCACACCUAAAAGUGGCAUGAGGGCAAAACGAGCUCGCCGUGUCAUUGUGAGUAGCGAUAACAAACGUAGCACGAGAACACCUCAGUUAUGGACUCCCAUACUGGAGAGAUUUCCCCAAAGACCACCACAGUAUUUAAGAUCACUAACGGACCCCUACCGGGCUCGAGGAAGCGGCCGUCGGAGGGCAACUACGAGAAGGAGAAGGACGUGUGCAUCCAGCUGUUUGACCACUGGUCCGAGGCCGACCAGGUGGAGUUUGUGGAGCAUCUGAUAUCACGCAUGUGUCAUUAUCAGCACGGCCACAUCAACUCCUACCUCAAACCCAUGCUCCAGAGGGACUUCAUCACGGCGCUGCCUGCUCAGGGUCUGGACCACAUAGCGGAGAACAUCCUGUCGUUCCUGGACGCGCGCUCGCUGUGUUCGGCCGAGCUGGUGUGUAAGGAGUGGCAGCGCGUCAUUUCGGAGGGAAUGCUGUGGAAGAAGUUGAUCGAGCGCAUGGUGCGAACCGACCCGCUCUGGAAAGGCCUCUCCGAGAGACACCAGUGGGAGAAGUACUUAUUCAAGAACCGCACUACAGAAGUUCCGCCAAACUCCUACUACCGAUCUCUAUACCCCAAAAUCAUUCAGGACAUCGAGACCAUCGAGGCGAACUGGCGCUGUGGACGACACAACCUUCAGAGGAUCCAGUGCCGGUCUGAGAACAGUAAAGGAGUCUACUGCCUCCAGUACGACGACGACAAGAUCAUCAGCGGCCUCCGAGACAACUCCAUCAAGAUUUGGGAUAAGCAGUCUUUGGAGUGUUUGAAGAUUCUGACAGGACACACAGGGUCAGUGCUGUGUCUGCAGUACGACGAGCGAGUCAUCGUUACCGGCUCCUCAGACUCCACUGUCAGGGUGUGGGACGUGAACUCGGGCGAGGUGCUGAACACGCUGAUCCACCACAAUGAGGCCGUGUUGCACUUGCGCUUCUGCAACGGCCUGAUGGUGACCUGCUCCAAAGACCGCUCCAUCGCCGUGUGGGACAUGGCCUCGCCCACCGAUAUCAGCCUGCGCCGCGUGCUCGUCGGUCACAGGGCCGCCGUCAACGUGGUCGACUUUGAUGACAAGUACAUCGUCUCUGCCUCUGGAGACCGCACCAUCAAGGUGUGGAGCACAAGUACCUGUGAGUUUGUACGCACUCUGAAUGGCCACAAGCGAGGAAUCGCCUGCCUACAGUACAGAGACCGGCUCGUGGUUAGUGGCUCUUCGGACAACACCAUCAGGCUAUGGGAUAUCGAGUGUGGCGCCUGUUUGCGGGUUUUGGAAGGGCACGAGGAGCUAGUGCGCUGCAUUCGCUUCGACAACAAGCGGAUCGUCAGCGGCGCCUAUGACGGAAAAAUUAAAGUAUGGGAUCUGCAGGCUGCAUUGGAUCCACGAGCUCCAGCCAGCACUCUGUGUCUGCGAACACUGGUGGAGCACUCGGGCCGUGUGUUCCGGCUGCAGUUUGACGAGUUCCAGAUCAUCAGCAGUUCCCAUGACGACACCAUCCUCAUCUGGGAUUUCUUGAACGUGUCUGCUAACGGACAAAUGGAAGGGCGGUCGCCAUCACGCACGUAUACGUACAUAUCCAGAUAGCAGGGCGGCCCAGGAAGCGUGCGGAGUGUGUGAGUGUGUGCGCGCGGGGACUGUCCUGAUGACCGAGUCUCUGUGGUUAAGUGUGCCAGGAUCAGAGGUCGAGGAACGCCACCCCCCUGUCCUCCUCCCCUCACCCCACCGUCCUCUCUCUCUUUUAGUCUUCUCCUCUCCUUUUUUUUUAAUUUUAUUUUUUUUUUAGUUAAAUUCUGAGCCCUUCUUGAACACACACACGUGCAAAUGCACACCGAGCAACCCUCUCCGCUGAGUAGGGGGAAGAGAAGAUGGAGAGAGGGGGACACCACUGAGAACGAGUUCACAGCUCCGCCUUUACAGCAGGCCUAGCCCCGCCUCCGGGCCCAAGGACUAUUUAUCUCUUGAUAUUUUUUUUUUCUCUUUUUUUUUUUUAUUGUUUAUUUUUUUUGGUUGGGGGGAAAAAAAGAAAACAGUGGAAGUGAAUCUUCCGUGAGGACUGUGUUUGCAUGAAUGAAUGAUGGGACUGUAAAAGAUGGUCAUGCCUCGUUUCUGUCUUUAUUGUUUUGCUUUGUUUUGUUUUUUAUUGUUGUUUUCCUUUCUUUCUUUUUUUGGAAAUUGGGAGAUCAGCUUUGUUAUGCUUCUUUUGUGGUGACGUACUAAUACCUGUAGUUUUCUUCUUUUCAGACCCCCCCCCGAGUCUGUCGCUCUGUUCCCUUCCACGUCCUACGCUAGCUCUAGUUUUAUCUCUCUCUUAUCUCUUCUUCCGUCUUGGUCCCUUUCGCUGUCUGCUCGUCUAGGUUCCGAAUGACCCCCUAACUGAACGCAGUUUAGUUGUAAACAGAAAUGUCUCGUCUCAAAUGGUGUUGUAUAUUGAAAAGAUUUUUUAAAGGAAAAAAAAAACAUUAUUAUUAUUAUUAAUAAGAAUAAAGUACUUGACUGUGAAGGAGUGUUAACAAACUGGCAA
Molecule: messenger RNA, 4113 nt
Organism: Ictalurus punctatus (channel catfish)
Lineage: Eukaryota; Metazoa; Chordata; Actinopteri; Siluriformes; Ictaluridae
Gene: fbxw11b
Product: F-box and WD repeat domain containing 11b
Exons: 13
Coding region: 1650-3176 (508 amino acids)
Molecular function (GO): protein dimerization activity
Source: RefSeq, a predicted model, not a curated record